Cynocephalus volans (Philippine flying lemur) is the source of this 1263-nucleotide messenger RNA. RefSeq names its product tropomyosin 2 (gene TPM2). The record is from RefSeq and is a predicted model, not a curated record. Gene Ontology annotation, molecular function: actin filament binding. Lineage: Eukaryota; Metazoa; Chordata; Mammalia; Dermoptera; Cynocephalidae. Gene Ontology annotation, biological process: muscle contraction; actin filament organization. The coding region runs from base 167 to 1021 and encodes 284 amino acids. Gene Ontology annotation, cellular component: actin filament. The transcript is spliced from 9 exons.
UCCUCGGCUCCGCCCGGUCCCUCCCUGCCUUUUAGGCGCCCGCGCGUCUGGGACAUCCCAGUCCCGCUCGGUCCUCCUCACCCGCCACCCGUACGCCCAGGCCGCGAAGCCAGCCCAGUUCGCCUGUCCUUACCGCCCGCCGGCAGGCCCGCCCCCCACCGCAGCCAUGGACGCCAUCAAGAAGAAGAUGCAGAUGCUGAAGCUGGACAAGGAGAAUGCCAUCGACCGUGCCGAGCAGGCUGAAGCCGACAAGAAGCAAGCGGAGGACCGCUGCAAGCAGCUGGAGGAGGAGCAGCAGGCCCUCCAGAAGAAGCUGAAGGGGACAGAGGAUGAGGUGGAAAAGUAUUCUGAAUCAGUGAAGGAUGCCCAAGAGAAACUGGAGCAGGCCGAGAAGAAGGCCACCGACGCUGAGGCAGAUGUUGCCUCCCUGAACCGCCGCAUCCAGCUGGUAGAGGAGGAGCUGGACCGGGCACAGGAACGCCUGGCUACAGCCCUGCAAAAGCUGGAGGAGGCCGAGAAGGCAGCUGAUGAGAGUGAGAGAGGAAUGAAGGUCAUCGAAAACCGGGCCAUGAAGGAUGAGGAAAAGAUGGAGCUGCAGGAGAUGCAGCUGAAGGAGGCGAAGCACAUCGCUGAGGAUUCAGACCGAAAAUAUGAGGAGGUGGCCAGGAAGCUGGUGAUCCUGGAAGGAGAGCUGGAGCGCUCAGAAGAGAGAGCUGAAGUGGCCGAGAGUAAAUGUGGGGACCUAGAGGAGGAGCUGAAAAUUGUUACCAACAACUUGAAAUCCCUGGAGGCCCAAGCGGACAAGUAUUCCACCAAGGAGGAUAAAUACGAAGAGGAGAUCAAACUGCUGGAGGAGAAGCUGAAAGAGGCUGAGACCCGAGCAGAGUUUGCCGAAAGGUCUGUGGCAAAGUUGGAGAAAACCAUCGACGACCUGGAAGAUGAAGUCUAUGCACAGAAGAUGAAGUACAAGGCCAUCAGCGAGGAGCUAGACAACGCACUCAACGACAUCACCUCCCUCUGAGCCCCACACCAGUGUGGCGGCCUCAGCCCCCGUCUUUCCUCUCCUUUCCAUUCUCUCAGUGGGGAGAGGGACAGGCCAGAGGAGCAAACAUUGACAACAUCACACAGCCAUGCUGGCAGCAGCCUAGGGAGAGCCACCAUCCUACCCGCUGCCCACUCUGCCUCUGGCUUCACCCUUCUAUCUACACCCCUCUCCACCUGCUGGCCUCCACCUCUCUGCUGCUUAAUAAACUCUGAAUUUGG